AGAACAUCAGCCUUUCACAUUUAUAAGUUAUUUCACAAAUGUACUAAAUUUUCGGGGUCUUGCAUCUGAAGAGAAUACUAAUGUACUAGAUGUAGAAAAGGAGCUAAAGUCUAGUAAGGAAAGCACCCAAUCUAAAAACAGUGAUGAAAUUGUAGAUAUUGAUAAAGAAAGUAAACUAGUGUUAAAUCAGAUUAUUAUUGAAAAGGUUUCAGAACACAAGCCUGUUGACAUUUCUCAAGAAAACAUUGUGGCAUCUUCUUCAGCUACAAAAAGUAAGAAAGAAAACAGAGAAAAAACAGAGGAUAGUAAACUGGGGAAAUACAAGACACAUCUCCCGUCUGUAAAAUCUGAAUUAGAACACAGACUCGCCAAUGGCCAGUGUAUACAAAUACAUUGGAACCAUACUUCAGAAAGUUUAGAAAUACAGAAUAAUUCUAAUAUAAAACAUAAAAAUAUUGGUCAUAUUUGGGAGGUGGAACAAACGUCUCCUUUAGAGCUAGAAAAUCUAAGUUCUUCACUAGGCAUUUAUUCCUCUGAAAGAUCUAUGUUAAUGAAAGAAGAACAACAUGGAGGGGAAGCAGUCCAGCAUAACAAUGAAUACAUAAAGAAUCCACAUUUGGAAGGCACAGAAAUGUAUCUUGACAAGAAAUCAAAGGAAGAAAUUAAAAUCGAUGGUAAAGUAGAAAGUAGCCCAGUGACAAAAAAAAUUACAUUUUUCAGGGAACUGAAAGAACAGUCAGAUAAUUUUGCACAAUCAAGGGACAUUCCAGGUGAAAGUAAAAUACUUCUUGAUGCAUCAGAUGAAGAUAAACCAGUUAUAAAUGUGGAGAAAGAACAAAUUUUAUCAGAAAAACCUAAGGAAAUGGGAAGUGAGAUAAAAGAGGUAAGUAGGGAGCCAGACAAUAAAAAUAAUUACAUAGAUUGUAAGGAACAUGCCUCCACUGACCAAACUAAUAAGAAAGCACAGGAGAAAGGAGCUUCUCCAAGUGACUGGAAUGUAGCUCAGUUCCCAUUUUCUUCCCACUCAUCUCAGGAUACUGGCUUCUCAGAUCCCACUCAUUCUGAAGAAAAGCCCAGCCAGUUAGAACAGCUCCAGCCCUUCUUAUCUCUGAGCCACUACAAACUUCUCCUUGGCUCCCAAAGCUUUACAGAUAAAAAUAAGAAUUAUUUGCAAGAAGCUCACGAAGACAAGAACUCCAAGAAUGAAAACAGCCAGACUAAAAGUAGUGUUGAGAUAUUAAUGAGAAACCAAGAAAUAGAAGAGAAAAACCAGUUCUAUCAGAAAAUGAAAGGGGAAACAAAUAUGAAGGUAGAUUUUUCUAACCAAGGUAUUUUUUUACCUUCAUCAGCAGUGCAAGACAAUGGAGACAGUGAAAAUGUAAUAGAAGAAGCUCAAUUAUUAACAGACACAUCUUCUACUUCAUCUGAAAAAUAUUUGUUAGACCACACAAUGGAUUCCUUAUUCAAGAAACAAAAACUCAAGGAGAAAGACACAGAGGAUAAAGAAUGUACUAAUAUACAAGGAAACAACCAGUUUUUUUCAGGUGAACAGCAUGAUGCACCAGAAAUAAAAUUUAAUGUACAAAGGUCAUCACAACAAUACAACAUUAUGAAGAGAGAUUUCACAUCUAGCAACCCAAACUGUAACUAUAAUAAAUGGUUAGUCAGUUUACAGAAAGAUGAUGUUACAGAUUCUUAUCAGAAUAGGGAACUUGCUGAGAUGAAAAAUAUAGAAAGUAUGUCAUCUGAUGCCAUCGAAGAUGAUUUUCCUCUGUGUUUGAAUUAUUACAAAAGUUUAAUCACCAGGGAACGUAUGGUUUAUUUUUCUCAAGAAAGAGCCAAAGGAAAAAUCUAUAUUUCAGAACAUCUGACAGAAAAUAAUAAAGACAAACAAUAUGGUAAAGAAAAUACAGAAAAUGAGUCAAACAAACCAAUAAAUGAAGAGGAUUCAAAUAUAUUACAUCAGCAAGGAUUAUCUACAGAAGCUACAUCUCAGGGGGUGUUUCAAAGUGAAAAGGAGAUUGAUGGGCAUGCCAGCAACACAGUGAGUUACAAUUCUGUGAAUGUGAAAAAGAAAAAUGUCCAGGAUCCACAAAGGCAGACAGAUAAAAAAAUCAUUGAGGAGAAACAUGGUUCAAUGACAGACAAAUAUGUUGCUAAUGGUCAAUAUAGUGAUUCUUCCUUAAGAACAAGGGUUGUUUACGAUCGUGGCACACAAGAACAAAUGACAUCUUCAAGCUCUGGCACUUUUCCUAAGGAAAAUAUGCAUUCCCUUCAAGGGACUAUAGGCCUGACAUAUGAGAAGGAAGAUGGAAAUGAGCCAAAAAAUGAUCACACAGUUACAUCUUACUAUCUUGGACCACAGGAUGGUGAAAGUAGCAAUAUCAUAGGAUUAGAGCCUGAUGAAAAGUGUAUAAAUCAGGUGAUAUGUGAUAAAAAAAUACAUUCAGCACCUGAUAAAGCAGUGGAGAAGCUUAAAAUAUUAGGUCAGCAUAAACAAAUAGAUGGCACUAAAAAUAAUGAAGGUACUAAAUUUGAACAUCAGAAAGAAAUACUAGAUAUAAUGCCAAAACUACCUGGAGUAAAGUCUCAGGGAAAAAAUGAAGACAUUUUACUGACAAUUGGCAAUGGCAGCUUACUUCAGAAACACAGUGUAGCUGAAAGUAUUUCUAGUGAAAAUCCACCCCUUAAUAUAGAAAUGCAAAGUGAGACAUAUGAGACAGAUAAUAAUGUCAAUCCUACCAAGCUUUUCUCUCAUGAUAUUCCCCAUCCUCUUGAGGCUGCAGAUUAUAAAAAGGACUACAUACCACCACAUACUAAAGAUAACGGGAACAUUUACCAUUUAGCUACAGAUCCUGAUGAUGAAAUAUUGGCACACAAGAUAAUUACUCUCCUUCCUAAAAAUCUGAAAUGUGUAGAAAAACAAGGGUAUUCUGAGUACGUGAGGGAUAGCCAAGGGAAAGAUCAAAAAGUUAUAGAAAAUGACAAAGAAACAGAACACAGUGGCAGAAGUGAAAAGCCAGGAAGGCAAGGUGUUGUGAGUAAUAUUUUUGGUAAAACUUCAUGGCUUUUUGGAGAUCUAUUUCAAAAUAAGCCUAAAGAUGUUACAAAAAAUAAAGAUGAUGGAAAUAUUAUUGUAACACAAACUAAGACAGACAGGAAGGAGGCUGAUGUAGUGGAAAGUGACUUUGAGCAAAGCAAAAGCAAUAUUCAGAGUACAAAACCUAUCCAUUCUUCAGACAUUUUUAACAUUAUAGAACAGGAGUCUAAGGGGAAAAUAUACAGCUACAACAAGGAAAAAUCUAUUACUAAAGAUUUAAAAAAUGACAACCAAAGAGAGACUGUUUCCCAGGAAACAGUUCAAAAUGGUAAAUGGAUAAGAGACACAGAGUUGGACCUGACAGAUGCUAGUUUCUUCAUGAGAUUCCAGGAAACCUAUAUAAAGCUAAUUGUGGAGUCCAAAAGGAUACUUCAAGCAAAUGUGUGCGAAAGACAUGAACUGGAGUCACUGGCACAAGAGUUUGAAAAGGUUUACCACGAGAUUACCACUUUUCCCUGUGAAAAUAUUGACGGCAAUCAGAGGCAAUUGACCACUUCACAGGAGGAUGAGCAUAAAUUAAACUUUAUACAUGAGAAAUGUUUGAAAGCAAAACACAAUUUACUUCGGGAGCUGCAAAGUCUUGUUGUGGACAUCGAAAACAACUGUGGGGAAAAAAGGGCAAAAUCAGGCAUAAUGAAUAAGGAACAAUUGCCUGGCAAUGCUCCUAAAGAAAGUAAUUAUUUGAAUUCUGAUAAAGAACCUAACAACAGCCAGCAUUCAGAAACAAACAAUAUACCUCCAGUAAACAAUGAAGAGAAAAUGCAUACUUCAAUAAAAAAUGACGGAUUUCACCCAGAUUUCAAGGGAAAAUUACCAAAGAACCUUCGAAUGACUCAGAACACUUUUAUUAAUAAUGAAAGAGAAUGGUUAUUUCAGAUAAUCCUGCUUUUGAAUGACUUCUGUGCCAUUAUAACAUCUGGAUUAUCAAUUAUGACAACUGCUAGUAAAAAGGUUCUUGGAGCAUUACCUGAAAAUAUGAGACCUGGUCCAGAUCUUUAUGGCUUUCCAUGGGAAAUUGCAAUUUGUGGAGCUGUUCUUGCUAUUUUUGUUAUCUUACUGCUCAUGUGCAGGAGCUAUCAAUCUGUUACAAGUAGACUUUAUGUGGGAAGAGAGAAACAGCUUGCCAGUAAAGUUGCUGAACUAAUAGAAGACAAAUGUAAAAUACUGGAAAAAUUAAGUCUCCGUAAAAAAGAGUACGAAGAAUUAGAAAACUCUCUGAAAGAUGCCAGCCUUUUGCAGGGGUCAACCACUACAUCAGACCUUAAGAAAGCAUAUGAAGAACUGAGCAGCACAAACUCUGUCCUCAAAAAUGAAAUAGCAUUAUUAGAAAAAGAAUUGAGAGAAGAAAAGUCUAAAGGAUCAGAACUGGAUGACUUGAUGGUUGAAAUACAGAGAAGAGUGGAAUAUUCAGAAAAUGAAGCAAAAUCUAUCCAGUCACAAAUAGCUGAAGCCAAGACCACAUUAAAAGUAUAUGAGAUCAACAGAGAAAGGCUGAAGAUAUCUCUCCAAGAUGCCUUAGAAGAAAACAGUCACCUUCAAGAAAGUGAAAAGCAGCUAUUACAAGAAGCUGAAGGAUGGCAUGAACGAUUGAGUGAAUUAAAUGAGCAAACAAAAAUGUUUCAAUGUUCUAAAGCAGAUAUGGAGGAAGCUCUUAAAAACAAGGAAAGUCAAGUCAAGUCACUGACUGAGUGUUUGUUGGAAAUGAAGGACUGGAGCAGUGCCAUAGGAGAACAUGAUGCUGUUGAAGACAGUCACUGGGAGAAUGACAUAAAAUGUGAAAGAGAAAAUGGAGAACAUUUAGAUGAUCAAGAAAAACGAACCAUAAAGAAACUGAUUUAUGCUGCAAAGCUGAAUGCUUGUUUAAAAUCCAUGGAAACAGAAAGAAACCAAAUAUAUUCAAAAUUAACUGAUGAAAAGAAAGCAAAAGAAGAACUUGCAGAACGCAUUGAAUGUUUGCAAAAGGAACAUGGCGUAUUGCAGUCUGAAAAUACACAUUUUGAAAAUGAAGUUCAGAAGCUUCAGCAAAAGGUUAAAGUUAUGUCAGAGCUGUAUCAGGAAAAUGAAAUGAACCUUCACAGGAAGUUGACUGUAGAAGAAAAAGAGCGUUUGCAAAAAGAAGAAAAACUUUCCAAAGUUGAUGAGAAGAUCAUUCAUGCUGCUGAAGAACUAAAUAUUUAUCGACAGCAGGCAAAAGAUUUAGAAGAAGAACUGGAAAGAACUGUUCGCUCUUACCAGAACCAGAUUAUGUCACAUGAGAAGAAAGCUCAUGAUAACUGGCUUACAGCCCGUGCAGCAGAAAGACAUCUCAAUGAUUUAAGAAAAGAAAAUUUGCACAAUAGACAAAAAUUAACAGAAGCAGAAUUUAAAUGCGAUCUUUUGGAAAAAGAUCCUUAUGCUCUUGAUGUUCCAGUUAGACCAUUUGGCAGAGAGCAUUCCCCAUAUGGACCCUCACCAAUGGGCAGACCUUCAUCUGAAACAAGAGCUUUUCUUUCUCCCCCAAUUUUAUUGGAGGGUCCCUUAAGACUUUCACCUGUGCUUCCAGGUGGAGGAGGAGGAAGAGGAUCAAGAGGACCAGGGAAUCCUGGCACCUAUGACAUUGGCAAUGAAAGAGGAGAAAUGAAUUCUGAUAGGUUAUCUGAUCCCCACAGACCACCUUCGGAUACUGGAUCUCUGUCACCUCCAUGGGAUAGAGAUCACCGGAUAAAUCCCUCUCAUACAGGUCAGCUGUAUAAUGAGCAAUCGCUUACUCCACGAAGGCCAGAAAGAUUUUACUCAAAUCACCCAAAUUCUGGAAGGCUUUCAGGGCCAGCAGAACUAAGAAGUUACAACAUGCAAUCAUUUGAUAAAGCAGAUGGACGACAGGCAGCUGAGAAUAACUCAAGAAUGGACAUGAGUGGAAAUGGAAUAAAGGAUCAUCUCAAUGAUAGUAAUGCGGUCAAUUUCACAGAUCAGUCUCUUGCACCUGAAAAUGAAACCUUAGGUCCUGGAAUAGUGCCUCCACCACUACCCUUAUUGAGACCACCUCUGAUACCUAUGGACCCAAGAGGAGCUUUCAUAAGAAGAGGCCCUCCUUUCCCACCAAUGCCUCCUAGUGCUGCAUAUGGACCUCGUGAAUAUUUUCCAAGAGAUUUUGCUGGUCUGCCACGCCCACUACUGCCAAUGAGAGGUCCUUUUCCUGUGAGGCCUUUUUCCCAAUAUCCACCUCCAAGGGCUGGAUUUUUUCCACCAAUGCCACCUGAUAACAGAAAUGAACUGCCUGCCGAGUCAACACAUCUAUCAGCUGCAUCUUCUACAGACCAUCAAGACUCACAACAAGAAACUUGAUUCUCAUUUAAAGUAACUAUUCUUUUUUUCUCAACUCUCUUACUUGCUGUUAAGUAACUAUGGCCCCAUACAGACAGGCCAAAAUAAAGCUGCUUUGAGUCACUUUGGAGGUAUGCUGUUUAAAUGAUGCAUGCAUCCUAAGAGUCUGGAAGCCGCGCCAAAGCCACAAUCCAGUCCUGAGGAGUGGCUUUGGCGCAGCUUCGGACUCUUAGGACACAUACAUCAUUUAAACAGCAUAUACCUCCAAAGUGACCCGAAGCAGCUUUAUUUUGGCAGUCUGUAAGGGGCCUAUGGUUACUUAAACAGCUAUAUUAUUGCUCAAAUUGAAGCUUAACAGAAUAAUUCUCAGGAGAGUACCCUGUAAAUAAUGUUUUAACUGUGAAUAAAUUGAUUGCCAGUGUACAGCAGUGGAUUUUAAAUUAUUUUUAAUUUACAUACCUAGAAGAUGUAAAAAAAAAAAAUAGUUGUGUGAAAGAACUCUCCAAUUGUUUUUGGCCAUGUGUGGUCUCAUAGAAAAUCACUGCAUACUUCUAACAGAAACCAGAUGUGAAAUAUAUUUUAAAAAUUUAACGAUUUGUGGCAUUUUUACUAUUUAAUAAACCAAAUGUCUCCUACCUCAUCUUUUAGAAGUUCUACACUUGCACAAAGUGUGGACUUGCCUUGUGGUCUACAUAUCCAGUGGGUAUUGUAAUUGUGGUAGGAAGGUUGUUAGACAAGACUUUUCCCACAACUUCCUUCUUCCACUGUCAUUUUCUUUUCUGGAAAUGAGUCAGUUCUUAUUGAAUCACUCUAGCAGAUGGUAUGCUUAUAUCUAUAAUUUUAAUAAUGAAAGAUCACUUAUCAGGUGCAUUUCCUCCUCCCUUGCCUACAGCAAAGUGCUGCCCUUUGAGAUGCUCUUUAAAAUGUAUGCUCUUGUUCCUCUGCCCUAUAUAGUGUAUAUAUUAAAGACAUACUGCUAUUCUUUAUGAGCAUGGCACAUUUCCAUUCCUUUUUAUUAUAGUAACGUAAGAAUAUUGAUGCAUCAGACCAAAAAAGCUGAAUCUAAUGUAUUGUUUCCUACUGUGCCUGCCUAAAUGCUUGCCCAACUUCCAUCCAUUAGAGCAUGACAGUGUUUCUUAUUAGAAACUGAUAUUCAAAUACAUACUGCCUUUACAGCAGAAGUAAUCAACACACUUUCUCCCUAUAUUUUUGACUGAAAUUCUCAUCAGCCAUACCUAAAAUAGCCCGCUCACCCCUUUGCUCUGGAGUUUCCAUUUUCCAAGUUUGGCUGUUUUUAAAAGAGUGGGCAGUAACUCUGUUUUUGUGUAUGGUUCAGUUUGUAAUCUCUCCAGUUAUAGACUCUGUUAGCUGGACAAGUAGUCUUCUGCUGCUGGCAAACUACUUUCCCCAUGAUCUGCCUCAAUACAAGAGAAAAUUCAUAUUUGCCAGCACGUGUAACAGGUUUUGAAAGAGCGAUUUUUAUUUGGAAGGUCUUUAAGCUGAUAAGAAGCUAUUUAUUGUUGUUCUUACCAAGCACAAGGUGAACCCUGUGCAGAAAUUUUAUGUCAUUAGCUUUCACAAUGGCAGUAAAGUAGCACACAUUUGCUAACACUGCAAGAAGCCAUGAAUAUAUAUUAUUAGGUAAUAACAUGUCCUGUUUAAACACAGUCAGCAAUUCUGCUUUGUUACAAUUAUACGGCCGUGGACUGUACCCUCUUUCAGAAGAGGGUACAGAUGAAGAAAUUUUCCCCAGCUUGCUAUCCUUCAGAUCAUUUGCGAAACAUCUCCCACCAACAUGAACAUAAGUUAAGGACAUUAGGAAUUACAGUCUAAAACAUCUGGAGGGCUCUUGCUAGGUGAAGAUCACUGUAAAGCAUGGGAGGGAAUGUGGACUCUGAGGCAGCAUGUGGCCCUCAAAGCUGUUUUUUGUGGGCUGGCUGGUCUUUCUCCCCACCAUAAAUUGCCUCUCCUGGAAACUUUCAGGAGUGGCGAUUUUACCUUUUAAGUAGCUUGCAACCUCACCCUUAGCAUUUCUUUUAAAUACCCUAUUUUCAAAACCAAAAAUAAGUUUUUGGACAUUUCCAGAUAUUGUGUUUGACUGCAUGUGCACAAACAUUUUUGGCAGCCUCUGCACUUGCUGAAGUUGUCCAUACCUGGUUAAAAAGUCUCAACUAGUACUGUAGAUAAAACUGGUACAAAGAAAUUUAUUGACAAGUCUACAAUUUUGCAUUUUGUACUUAUUUUUCCUCUGCUACUGAAAAUGUGGGAUUUGCUUAUUCUGGAAAGAUUAGUUUGAAGUUAGAUUUUAGUAUCUUCUAAGAAGGCUAUCUACUACACCAUUCAUUUUCUGCUGACUUUAGAGGGCCAAUUAGUACCUUACUUCUUAACUGUGAAGUGUGACAGGUAGCCAUCAAUCUAUGUCCUGAGUUUUGGAAGACUGUUUUCAUUCGGUUCCUGUCUAAUUACGUAUAUGUGGCCUCAAUUCUUGCCUGUUAAAGAAAGGAAUAUUGAGCAGUUUGAGUUAAAAUCUGAGAAGCAGGAUUACAAGGAGCAUUUGAGCUGUAAUAUAUUUAUAACAAUGACAAGAGGCCCUGAGGAACAUUCAUUGCAGCAUCAUUGACAGUACUGACUUCCCUUUCCUCACUUUAUAUUGAAAGAUAGUGACAAAUGUUAUUUAUACCAUGCAUUGCUUUUUUGUUGUUGUUAUGGGCAGUUAAACGUAAAAACUUAUUUUAAAAAGGAAAAUUGUCAACAUCAUGUGUUUUAACAGUCACAUCACAAACUGCACGAAGUCAGACUAUGUAGAUUUCUAGGCUUUUGGUAUCUUCUCCCCCCCCCCCCCCCCCCUCGCAAUUGGGACUCAAGACUGCUAGUAAUGGUAGUAACAUAAAUAAUAUCAACUUGCAUAAUGUCUUACUAAGAUCUAGUCUGCACAUGCAGCAGGUUAGAGUAGACUGUGCUAUUUUGCUGAUAAUUUUAAAUGCUUCCCAUAAAGAAAUAUCUGGCAUGCCACAUGUGCCCAACAUUUGCAGAAGUCUGAUUGGUUUUUAAACAAAGUGAGCAAAGUGCUGGCUAAGGUAUAUAAGAGCUGCAGUUCAGCACCAUCUGGAGAGCUGUAUUUUGCCCAUUCCUGUAAACAGAAGACAAUAUUCAAAACUGAUCCCAAUUUGCAGUCUGAAAUGGUGGGGUCCAUUAAAUAAUCACAUUCACACUUUUAGCUUGCUGCAUGAAUAGACCAGACCUGUGGCUCACAUCUAUGGGUAGGGAGGUUACUUCUGUUCAGUAACUGGACAUACUAGUUAAGAUGUUGUUUUGGUGAGAUGGAAUGGAGGCAAGGAUAGCACAGAAUGCUCACCUUUUGCUUCUGCUACUUAUUUAGUGUCUAUUCAGUUUAUAAAUGAUAGCUUUUAGGAGGAAUUGAAUGGAGGAAGUUCAGGGGCAGGAGAUUUCUGCUCCCUUCCUUGCAACCCACCAACACCUUAUAAAAAGCAUCUCUGGAGGGUUGGGGCACUCACAGUAAGUGAUAGAGCAUGAAAAGAGAGGUGGUGACCACCUGUCAUCCCUUGCCUGCCCUUCCAAUUUGCUAAUGGAACCUUGAUCAGCAACCUACUUGAAAUUAUGCAUGGUCUCAAACUGUCUUUCAAUACAAUUUGGAAAUUUCAAUUAAUAAAGAGAACAGUUCAGGAAUCCUUCCUGAAAUGCUGAAGAGCCACUGCUAGUCAAAGUUCACUGUACUAAUUUAGAAGGAACAGCAGGACUGACCUAAGUAUAAUACAGCCUCUUGUGUCCUUAUAGACAUUUGGAGCACAUUAAACUUACACUGUACAAACUGGCUGCUCCCCUCCACCCCCCAGACACACACAGUUUAAAGCGCUGCUUUUAAUCUUUAAAGCCCAUGUAGGACCAGGUUAUUUGCAUAACUGUGAGCUUGCUCAGGCCUUAAAACUAGCCUUGGAGGCCUGGCUGAUGGUGGUGGCCUCACAUCUUUGUAAUUCUGUUCCAGAUACAGCCUUAAAGACAGCUGGGCAAAGUGCAGCCUUUCUGAUGUUGUUGAAUUGCAACCCUCACCACUGGUGAUGCUAGUGAGGGCUACUGGGAAUUGUAGCAGAACAAUAUUUGGUAGGCUAUGCUUUGCCCACCUGUGUACAAACUGAAGACUUUUUUCUUUUGGCUUAAGACUGCAUUUUAUUGUGCUGCUAUGUACUGCUUAUAACUACAAUUCUUAGUUUGUGGAUUGUUUAUUAUAUUAUGUAAUUAAACUGCUUUAAUAUUUUGCUCUAUGAAAUAAACUGCUUUAUGCUAUUA
This is a messenger RNA of Sceloporus undulatus (fence lizard), 10708 nucleotides long. RefSeq names its product MIA SH3 domain ER export factor 2 (gene MIA2). Bases 545 to 6424 code for a protein of 1959 amino acids. The record is from RefSeq and is a predicted model, not a curated record. Gene Ontology annotation, biological process: vesicle cargo loading; endoplasmic reticulum to Golgi vesicle-mediated transport; protein secretion. Gene Ontology annotation, molecular function: protein binding. The transcript is spliced from 26 exons. Gene Ontology annotation, cellular component: endoplasmic reticulum membrane; endoplasmic reticulum exit site. Lineage: Eukaryota; Metazoa; Chordata; Lepidosauria; Squamata; Phrynosomatidae.